GAGAUGGAAGUGCCCACUCCCUCCCAAACACUUAAGCCUCCCAAUCUCAAAGCAGAGUCUUUGGACCCAAAGGUUGUCAUUGCCUUAUUUGAAAUUGGAUCACUUCCCCCCGUCUCCUGCAGUCCUCUACCUUCCCCCCUAAACAGUAACCAUGAAGCAACUGAACAACGAAUUGCAAGGAAAUUUGACGAUCUCUUAAAAGAAAUUAAAGAUAUUGUUCAAAACAUGACAAGUUAUGAAGAGAAGGUCAAAGAAACAAAAGAAUCUUGGGAGGAAACCAGUAUCUCUGAGGAUGUAUCAGAACUUAAAGAAAAAAUCAGAGGACUUGGUAAAAUAAAUGAAACACUGUUGAAAAAACUGCUUGGUAGUUUGGACCUAGAGAAAGAAAAUGCAAAGAAACAAGAGAUGAUGUCAGAAAAGCAGAAUUCCAAGGACACAGUGCAAGGUUUUGCAAAGGAUUUGGUAAAUUGUUCAGAGGAAAAAAGAGGCCUUUGUGAAACUCACCUAAGUAAGGAAAAAGCAAGGUACGAGCUCCCUCACGUUCAAGAAGAAAAUAUCAAACUGAAGAACAGCAUGGAGCAGUUAUUGCAGGAAGCAGACCACUGGAGCAUGCAACAUACAGAACUUAGUGAACUAAUCAAAUCCUAUCAGAAAUCUCAGAAAGACAUAAAAACUCUUGAAAAUGAUGGAGCCAAGUCCCAAACUCAACCAGAUAGUGAGACAUCAGCUAAGCAUGAGCUGGAAGAACAAGUGAGGAAACUGAAACAAGACACAUAUUCAUUGCAUUUGAUUGCAGCUUUGCUGGAGAAUGAAUGUCAAAUCUUAGAGCAGAGAGUAGAGCUUCUCAAGGAACUCCAUCAUCAGAAAGAGGAACCUCUACAAGAGGAGCCAAGCCAAAUAGACUGUGAGCCAAACAAGAAAGAACAGAAGCUAUCAGAGGCAGAGAAGGUCAAAAUAUACAAGCAAAACAUGCAAAGAAUGGAAGGUACAUUUCAAAAAGGAGACCAAUUCUAUAGAAGCCUAGAUGCUUGUCAUAAAAAGAAAGCUCGUAAUAACCUGUUCAAUACUCAUCUUGCAAGAAGAGCUCUUAUAAGAAAAAAGAGGCCAGCCAGCAGCCUAAAUUAA
This is a messenger RNA of Phacochoerus africanus (Common warthog), 1125 nucleotides long. RefSeq names its product spermatogenic leucine zipper 1 (gene SPZ1). The record is from RefSeq and is a predicted model, not a curated record. NCBI's taxonomy places the organism in Eukaryota, Metazoa, Chordata, Mammalia, Artiodactyla, Suidae. Gene Ontology annotation, molecular function: DNA-binding transcription factor activity. The transcript has a single exon. Bases 4 to 1125 code for a protein of 373 amino acids. Gene Ontology annotation, cellular component: nucleus.